AUGUCUGGCCGCAGCAGUGGCACGUUAAAAGCGACGAGCAAUGACCUAACACCAAAUCACACGACCGACCGGUCUUCCAGCAAUGAUAACAAGCAGGAUGCCCACAGCAGAGACGCCGGUGGCUCUCUGACGGGGAUAGGCGCGGCAGCGGCCCAUGCGACUCUCCCAAUCUGGGUGAAUGUGGUCUUGAUGGUUUCACUGAUUUUCGGCGGUUGUUGUGCCAAUAUGUUUGCGCUUGAGGCUAUUAUCAAGGAAGAACCGAGAUCUGGUCCUUUGAUAACAUUUGUUCAGUUCAUUGUAACUGCUCUGUUUACCCUCCCAAAUUUCGUCUCAAUACCUGCGGGUCCUCGAUCAUUGUUCAUAGCCAAGCGUGUCAUACCACUUCGCUCAUGGCUAGCGUACACUGCAUUCUUUCUGACCAUCAAUCUCCUAAACAACUGGGCAUUUGCAUACAAGAUCUCAGUUCCUUUGCACAUCAUUGUUCGCUCUGGGGGGCCAGUAGCGUCAAUGAUAAUCGGAUACCUAUUCAAUGGCAAAAGGUAUUCCCGAGGACAAGUUGUAGCAGUCAUCCUGCUUACUUUAGGUGUUGUGGGUGCGGCAUUGGCAGAUGCAGAAGCAAGAGGUCAAUCAAUGAACAUUGAGACUGAUAGCAAUAGUCACACCAUUGCAAAUACGGUCACUGGGUUCUCUAUACUCGCAUUGGCAAUGAUUCUCUCUGCGUUUCAAGGAAUUUUUGCGGAUCGACUUUAUGAGCGCCAUGGCCGGAAUAAUUGGAAAGAGGCCCUGUUCUACUCCCAUGCGCUCUCAUUGCCGCUUUUCCUCACAUCUUAUCCGCAGCUCUUGUCCCAAUGGCGGACUCUGCUGUCAUCACCCCCGUUGCUUUCCAAGAUCUCUGCCGUGUCAAACCUCACAUCGAUCAAUCUUGGAGGAGUUUCGGCUACCACCCCUCUUGGUGUGCUUUCGAUACCAGCAUCGGUUUCUGGCGUCAUCUCAUCUCUGGCAUUGGUCGUUCAAAGGCAUCAAUUCUUCCAGUCUUUCCUUGCUCAUGUUCCGAUACAGGUGGUAUAUCUAUUCAUGAAUGCUUUUACGCAGUUUCUGUGCAUUCGUGGGGUCCAUCUACUUGCUGCAAAGACAUCUUCCUUGACUGUUACGAUUGUCUUGAAUAUUCGCAAGCUUGUCUCGCUGCUUCUGUCCAUAUAUUUGUUUGGAAACCAACUUGCACCAGGUGUGCUUGUUGGCGCAGCUCUCGUAUUUGCUGGUGGUGGCUUAUAUGGCUUUGAGGGAACGCGGUUGAGAGAGAAGAGUUUGAAGAAAGAUUGA
Molecule: messenger RNA, 1320 nt
Organism: Aspergillus chevalieri
Lineage: Eukaryota; Fungi; Ascomycota; Eurotiomycetes; Eurotiales; Aspergillaceae
Gene: YEA4
Product: putative UPD-GlcNAc transporter (Mnn2-2)
Exons: 4
Coding region: 1-1320 (439 amino acids)
Biological process (GO): transmembrane transport
Cellular component (GO): endoplasmic reticulum membrane; Golgi membrane
Molecular function (GO): UDP-N-acetylglucosamine transmembrane transporter activity
Source: RefSeq, a predicted model, not a curated record